AUGGCUGGUAAAGACUGGGUAAAAGGAUUCCGAAAGCGCCAUCCAGAGAUAACACUUAGAUCUCCAGAAGCUACAUCAUCUGCUAGAGCUCAGGCGUUUAACCGUCCAAAUGUAAUGAAAUUUUUUACUAUUUUACAAAAUGUACAGCAAAAAAACAGCUUCUUACCACAUAGAGUUUUUAAUGUUGAUGAGACUGGACUAACCACAGUACAAUCAAAAUGUUCCAAAAUUUUGGCAUUAAAAGGAAGAAGACAAGUAGGUUCUCUAACUUCAGCAGAGAGAGGUGUCUUGUCAACAAUUGUAGUCUGUAUGUCAGCUGGUGGAAAUUUUAUACCUCCCAUGAUAAUUUUUCCUAGGGUGAGAAUGAAAGCUGAACUACAGGAUGGUGCUCCUCCAGGAACUAUUUUUCAUUGUCACCCAUCUGGAUGGAUGCAAUUAGACAUUUUUACAGAAUGGUUUCAACAUUUUAUUAAUCAUGCUAAACCAACAGCAGAAGAUCCAGUUCUGCUUAUACUAGAUGGCCAUAUGACUCACACAAGGAAUUUAAAGUUUAUUGAUUUGGCAAGGAAAAAUCAUACCACUGUUGUAUGCUUACCACCACAUUGUAGCCACAAGUUGCAGCCAUUGGACGUUUCUUUUAUGGGACCACUAAAUACCUUCUAUGUUCAGGCAAUUGAGAAGUUCCUACGAAAUAACCCAGGAAGAGUUGUAUCUCAAUUUCAAGUGAGCAAACUUUUCGGUGAAGCAUACAUUAAAGCUGCAACUCAGAUGACUGCCAUAAAUGGUUUCAGAAAAUGUGGAAUUGUACCAUUAGAUCCAAAUAUAUUUGACGAUUCUGAUUUUAUUGCAGCUCAAACUACAGAAAUUGCUUUAAUAGAUCCACCAAUAGCUGAAAUUGCUGCAAUAGAUCCACCAAUAACUGAAAUUUCUAUAAGUGAGAAUAAAACAAGUAACAAUCAAGAAGAAACCCAACCUUGCUCAUCGUUUACUUUUAGUCCAGUACAUGUCACUCCUAUACCUAAAGCAAGUAUUAAAGCACGGUCAACGAACAGAAAAAAAGGUACAGCUGCUAUUUUAACAUCUAGUCCAUACAAAGCAGAGCUAGAAGCUUCCAAAGCAAUAACACCACCAAAAAAACGCUUAUUUAAUAAAAAAAAACCAUUAUGCAAACGACAAAAAAAGUCUAAAAACACUGCUACUAAUGAUGAAGAUAGUGAUGCUGAAUGUCCAUAUUGUGGUGGAACAUUUUCUCAAUCCAAAUCAAAUGAAGGCUGGGUAAGAUGUUCAAAAUGUAUGAAAUGGUGUCAUGACGGUUGUGCUGGGUGUGAAGGAGACAGCUUCAUUUGUGAUUUUUGUAAGACACUAUCAAAACUUUAUUAA
Melanaphis sacchari is the source of this 1380-nucleotide messenger RNA. RefSeq names its product tigger transposable element-derived protein 6-like. The record is from RefSeq and is a predicted model, not a curated record. Bases 1 to 1380 code for a protein of 459 amino acids. The transcript has a single exon. Gene Ontology annotation, cellular component: nucleus. Lineage: Eukaryota; Metazoa; Arthropoda; Insecta; Hemiptera; Aphididae. Gene Ontology annotation, molecular function: DNA binding.